Molecule: messenger RNA, 3372 nt
Organism: Haliotis rufescens (red abalone)
Lineage: Eukaryota; Metazoa; Mollusca; Gastropoda; Lepetellida; Haliotidae
Exons: 2
Coding region: 1-3372 (1123 amino acids)
Molecular function (GO): nucleic acid binding
Source: RefSeq, a predicted model, not a curated record
AUGGCAAGCUUUCAAAUAACUCCUCCUGAGCAAUUUGAUUUCUCUAACACAGAGGGAUGGACAAGAUGGAUCCGUCGAUUCGAGCGGUAUCGCAUCACCUCCAAGCUUGCUACAAAAGACCAAGAAACCCAAGUAAAUCAGCUCAUAUACCUGAUGGGAGCAGAAGCUGAUGACAUUUUGCCGACUUUCACUCUCUCUGAAGAGGAACAGACGAGCUAUACUAUUGUCAAAGCUAAGUUUGAUCAGUACUUUUCUGUUCGUCGAAAUGUCAUAUUUGAGCGAGCUAAAUUUAACCAGCGUGUACAGAGAGAUGGUGAACCAGUUGAUAGUUUCAUCACAGAUCUCUAUUCUCUUGCAGAAAACUGUAAUUAUGGUGCACUUCAUGAUGAGAUGAUUCGAGACAGAAUUGUCGUUGGAAUCCGUGACCUCAAAUUAUCAGAAAAACUUCAGCACGACUCUGAAUUAACAUUACAGAAAGCUGUCACAAGUGCCAGACAAUCUGAAAUUAUCCACAAGCAGCAACCUGUGAUUCGAGGCAAUGUGUCUUUGAAUACAGCAAGUGGAAAUUCAAGAGUUGAAGAACUUGUCACUCCUAAAGGCAAAGGCAAGAAACCUCGUGGCAAAACUAAGCCCAAAACUUCACCUCGUCCAUUUUUUAACAAUGCAAAGCCUAAACCCACAUGUUCAUACUGUGGUAGAGAUUCACACCCAAGAGCAGAAUGUCCUGCAACCAGGUCAACCUAUCGGAAAUGUCGUAAAGUUGGACACUGGGAUGUAGUAUGCAGGAGUCAACGGUGGGGUCUAUCUGAGAUUCGUCUCGAACAAGGGUCUAACAAUGAGUGUACCAACGAGCAGGAAUAUGCUUUUCUUGGUUCCAUUAGUGCUGAUAGUGAAAGCUCUGAUCCAUCACGGCCUUGGCUUGUAAAUCUUGAGGUUAACUCACGACUAGUUCGUGACUUUAAGAUUGACACGGGUGCUGACGUCACCGUAAUUCCCUAUGACCUUUAUGUGUCUAAGCCUUUUCCAAAACUUCAGCAAAGUGGCAAGAGACUGUAUGGUCCAGCUAACUCUAGUUUGUAUGUUGUUGGAAAAUUCAGAGCAAAACUUAAAACUGUGUACGGUGAUGUUGUGACUGAGCAGAACAUAUAUGUCGCCAGAGGUCUUACUCGUUCUCUGCUGGGUAGACCCGCAAUUCAAGCUCUCAACCUUGUCAGCCGCAUUGAUAGCGUUGUUGGGGACAAAUGGAAAGACAUGUUUCCCAAACUGUUCACUGGGCUGGGAAAGAUGGAAGGUGAAUAUACUAUCAAGCUCAAAGAGGAUGCUAAGCCUUUCUCUAUCUCAACACCCAGACGUGUGCCUCUACCUCUCAUGAAGAAAGUGAAACAGGAGCUCCAAUCAAUGGAAAGCAGUGGUGUCAUAUCUAAAGUGGACUGUCCUACCGACUGGUGUGCUGGUAUGGUGGUCGUCCCAAAAUCUUCAGAGAAGGUCAGAAUAUGUGUUGAUCUGACUAAAUUGAACGAGUCUGUGAGGAGAGAAUAUCACCCUCUUCCUGCUGUGGAUCACACACUAAGUCAGUUGAGUGGAGCUAAAGUGUUCACAAAACUAGACGCAAACUCUGGAUUCCACCAGAUUCCAUUAUCCACAGAUUCCUCACUACUUACCUGUUUCAUCACACCCUUUGGCCGGUAUUGUUUUAACCGCCUACCUUUUGGCAUCUCGUCAGCACCAGAACAUUUUCAGAAAAGAAUGCAACAGGUUCUGGAAGGUCUAGAUGGAGUUGUGUGCCAGAUGGACGAUAUCCUGAUUCAUGGUCAUGAUGAAAGCGAACAUGAUCAGCAUGUAGCGGCAGCCUUGAGCAGAUUGCGUGAUGCAGGCAUAACACUUAAUCUGGAGAAGUGUCAGUUUUCAAAGAAUAAAGUGAAGUUCCUUGGACACAUAAUUGACAGCACUGGCAUUUAUGCAGACCCAGACAAAAUUCAUGCUAUUACCAGGAUGAGCGAGCCACAGAAAGUCUCUGAUAUCAGGACAUUUCUCGGUAUGGUUAAUCAGCUGGCAAAGUUUGUACCCAAUCUUGCAUCUAAAACACAACCUCUUCGCGAACUCCUUGUCAAGGACAGAGCUUGGGUCUGGGAGGAACCACAGCGUUCUGCGUUUCAGUCUAUCAAGGACCAACUGACAUCUGCUCCAGUACUCGGACAUUAUGAUCCAAAUGCGGAGACUUGUGUUUCAGCCGAUGCUUCCUCAUUUGGAUUGGGGGCAGUGAUCUGUCAGAAAGACUGCAGUGGAGUAUAUAAAGCAGUAGCCUACUGCUCUAGAUCAAUGACGGACACAGAAAGGCGCUACGCACAAGUGGAAAAAGAGGCGUUGGCAAUUACCUGGGCUUGUGAACGUUUUCGUGACUACCUGCUAGGUAAACAGUUUCACAUAAACACUGACCACAAACCACUUCUUUCUCUGUUGGGAAACAAGAGCUUGGACCAAUUGCCACCUCGCAUACAGCGAUUCAAGAUGCGCCUCAUGGCCUAUUCCUAUACUAUAUCACAUGUACCAGGGAAACAGCUUUGUUCAGCGGAUGCACUCUCUAGAGCGCCGACGGAUAUUCCACUCUCAAGCCAAGAGUCUUGUCUUCUGAGGGACACAAAUAUCUAUGUUGAUUCUGUUCUUGCUACAUUACCUGCAACAGAUCAACGACUGGAUGAGAUACGUCUCAAACUACGUGAAGACCCGAAAUUUUCUGAGACCUAUUGCUUCACUCAUAUCACAAGUAGCCCAAGGUACCCACAAAGUAAUGGUGAGGCAGAGAGAGCAGUUCAAACUGUGAAGCAACUUUUGAAGAAAUCAUCUGAUCCUUACAUGGCACUCCUCACCUAUAGGAGUACACCGUUACAAAAUGGAUUCAGCCCUUCUCAGCUCUUGAUGGGACGCAACUUGCGGACAACUCUCCCAGUUCAUACAUCUCAACUUCAGGCUAAUCAACCAUCUUCACAGGAAGUGAAGUCGUCGUUUACCAAAAUCCAACAGCGUCAAAAAUCGAACUAUGACUCUCGUCACAGAUCACGCAUUCUUCCCCAGGUGAAGGAGGGAGAUACAGUGCUUGUUAAUGACAGUGGAUUCAUCAGAGAAGGUCAAAUCCACAAGGAGGCUGAAACUCCAAGAUCAUUCUACAUCGAGGCAGGUGAUAGCAUUCUGCGCAGGAAUCGUAGACACCUCACUCCUGUACCAGGAAAGCAGCCAACAAACACAGACGCCAGGUCACAGCCCUUGAAUGUCUCGUCUGGUGUACCAUCAAGUGUGCAGCGUGACAUUCCACCUGAUGUGACUCUGACCAGAUCCGGAAGGGUUUCAGUUAAACCUGACAGACUUGAUUUGUAG